AUGGUGAAAUUUCUGAAGCCGAACAAAGCUGUGAUCGUCCUUCAAGGUCGAUAUGCAGGGAAGAAAGCUGUGAUCGUGAAGAACUUUGACGACGGAACCCGUGAACGUGCUUAUGGUCAUGCUUUGGUGGCUGGGAUCAAGAAAUAUCCCAGCAAGGUUAUAAAAAAGGAUUCCGCAAAGAAAACCGCCAAGAAGUCUCGUGUGAAGGCGUUUGUGAAGCUUGUUAACUACCAGCAUCUUAUUCCUACCCGUUACACUUUGGAUGUUGAUCUUAAGGAGGUGGUUACCAAUGACGCGCUCUUGAGUAAGGACAAGAAGGUUACUGCUUUGAAGGAGGCCAAGAAGAGGUUUGAGGAGAGGUUCAAGACCGGGAAGAACAGGUGGUUCUUUACCAAGCUCAGGUUUUGA
Messenger RNA from Vicia faba (fava bean), 408 nucleotides. NCBI's taxonomy places the organism in Eukaryota, Viridiplantae, Streptophyta, Magnoliopsida, Fabales, Fabaceae. The record is from the annotation of a GenBank genome assembly.